CGAAUUGAGGCUGUUCUAAGGACAGGGGGUGCAACUCAAUAUUAGGAAGGUACUCUUAACGUUUUGUAGACUGUUCACCGUAUAUCAUUGCUGUGAACCCGUAAUUAGGACUUUUAUUUUGAAGACAAUUUUGGACGCUGGAGUAAUAGGCCUACUGGUGGCAAAGGUUUCACAUCCUCUUUGUUCGUUGGCAGUAACGUUGGCUAGCUAGGUUUACUUUCUACCGUCUCAUGCGGCGCUCACUAGCAAAGGUAGCUAAGAUACUGAUUGGCACAUGGGCCAUAAUGGAUUCACCCAUCCCUCUCUCCUCCCUGCGCCUUUUGGUUCCACCUCUACGGCUGAUGUCUGCAUUUAUGUGGCAGGUAGCACAACAGAGGGCCAUCAAGCACUAUGGAAAAUUAGAGGAGUUUGUGACCGUGGUAACACAAACUGUCCCAGAACUUAUGACUGACAGACAAAGGACCCUCCUUAUUUUGGGUCUGAGAGCAAGGGUAAACCCUGUCAGCCUCCGGACCCUCCUUUAUAGAAUAAAGUCUUCUCAGCAUGCACAGUCCAAUGAUGCAGGCAUGGAAUCACCUGAAGCUAACUUUGCCAAGCUCACCCAAAGCUUGCUUAUAGACCCGGUUGAGCGUGAACACUUCGUCCAAGUGGUGUUUCCUGAAGAAUUCAGACCUGAUUUUGACCAAGUGCUUCAGGAACUGGUCUGUGACUUUCUCACUAGGUUGGAAGAGCUGCUUACACUACCAGACUUUAAGCAGACUGCAUUGUUGCUGAGUGCUGGCUCCUCUGGCCUUGAUGAAUGCCUGCAGUCUUUCUCUCACUCAGAAGAUCUCCAGUUUCUGCUCCAGAAUUACAAACAAUGCAGAACAUUGUACACAAACAUUUCCUCCUCUGACAUUCCUCAGGAAUCAGAUAUUGAAUCCGAUGCCUUCCCUGACCAGUUAAACCGUACCAGUCUGGACACUGUUGUGGGGAUGAGGACUGGGAUACAAAGCAGAGACUGCCAAAGGAUGGAGUUGGCAUCACAUUUAGUAGAAAUGGGGAGCACAAGAGAUAUUAUAGGCUGCGAUGAAACCUGUGAUGAAGGCAAUGAAGAUGACAUUGAUGUAGAGGACGACCCAAAACAGAAAAGGGCUGGUUCUGGUCUUUCUCCUACCAGUGUCAUGCAAGGUGGUGAUACAGACACCGUUGCAGGGGUGUCAUUUCAGGUGUUGACUCCUCUUUCUUCAGCUUCAAAUGAGUGUCCCCCAUCUACUUCCAGUUCAUCACACAUGAACAUUUUCCACCAGUGUCCCCAGUGUGGGAAGUGCUUUAAUUAUCAGUCUCAACUUGUCCAACACCAGCAAAUUCACUGUGGGGAUAAUCCAUACAAGUGCUCCAACUGCGGGAAUAGAUUCAAAUUCUUUACAAGUCUGUCAAACCAUAAGAGGAUGCAAUGUGUGGGCACUGCCUUUAGCUGUUCCAAGUGCUGGAGAGAGUUUGGUUCUCUGCGUGAGAAAUUGAGACACCAGUGUCCACACAACGAAGUCAUGUACAUCUGUCCACAGAGCGGGAAGAGUUUUAAGACGCCACAGCAACUACCAUUCCAGUGCCGUCAUUGCGCAAUGGCCUUUUCCGAAAUGGAUCAACUGCAUGCUCACGAAAAAAUUCACGGAAUCCCCCAAACUCUUGACUGUCACACAUGUGGAAUUACCUUCAGCAACUUGCCCAGUUUAGUGCACCACGUGGAAGCCCACAAGAGGUCGGAUCUGAGGCCAUCGUCGCACCUUCCAAAGAAGAAGAAAGGAUUGCAGCUUCCGAAAACUCACCAUUGUCACCAAUGUGGAAAGUCCUUUGUAACAAACCGUCGCCUCAAGGAUCACGUUCGUACUCAUUUGAAUUAUCGUCCCUUCCCCUGCUCCUACUGUGGAAAAUGUUUCACUCAGAAAGGUAAUCUCAAUGUGCACAUAAGGAUCCACACAGGGGAGAGACCCUACAUGUGCUCUGUGUGUGGGAAGACCUUUCAGUCAGCAGGGAAUCUGCAGGUACACCAGCGCUUUCACACUGGGGAGAAACCCUACCAAUGCAAAGAGUGUGACAAACGUUUUACUAAGUCGAGCCAUUUAGUUGUCCACAUGCGUGGGCAUACUGGAGAGCGUCCUUUCACUUGUAAUGAAUGUGGAAGGAGUUUUAUCCGGAAAACUUGCUUAAAGAAACAUUUGCUAGUUCAUUCAGGGCAGAAGCCUUAUUCACGGCCUCGUUGCCCGAAUAAUUCCAAGCGCAGUUCACAACCAAGCUAUCAUAUGAAGGAGAAUCCUACUAAUGCGACUGCCAUGACUGGACAUGCGACUGCCAUGACUGGACAUGCGACUGCCAUGACUGGACAUGUGGCCGCCAUGACUGGACAUGCGGCCGCCAUGGCUGGUCAUGUGGCCGCCGUGGCUGGACAUGUGGCCGUACCAGCGAUCUAUCAUGACAGCCUUAACAUAAAAAUGUUGGCACAUGUUGGCAUGUCCCGAGGCUAUGCCAUGGAGAGACUAGGAGGUGGGCCUUCAAAUUGUUGAACGCUGCCCUGCGCACAGAAAAAUGUCCCAAUACUUCCCCUCCGGCCCUACUUCUCACUUUUGAGUAACCCUCUUAGUGGGUAGUUGGGAGUGCAAUUCGCUAGCGAAGCAACAGGUUAUGGGGUAAAAUCAAUACUAGUCCAGAGAGAUUAAUGGGUGUUCUAAUUAUUGUUAACAUGGAAACAACUGCAUUUUUCAUUGUAGGUUUCAAACAAACCCUCAGCAAUGGCUUCAUGCACCGAAUUUAAUUGGAACAACUAAGAAUUUAUCAUUAGCACAGAAACAAAGGAAUUGUCUGGUGUAGGUUUUCCAAAAACGUGCAGCGUCAUUCACGUAUGGGGGAGGGCCUUGGAAGGUGAAGGGGGUGUGGACUCUAGUCUCUCUAUACAUCAUGUCUCAGAACCUCAUCAAGUAGCUGAUUUGGUUGCCAAUAUACAGGACCAGUUAAGAAGCUACUUUAUAGUUUCAUGUGAUGUUCUGUUUUUCUCAUUACAAAUAUUAUUCCUUUACAGAUGUAUUAUAGACAUGUAGAGCUGUUUGCAUGUAGACAUGUUUAUGUAAUAGGAGCAGUAGUCAUGGAUAGAGGUUGAGCUGGUGAAAUGCAUGUGCAUUGUAAUAUAAGUAUUUACUCUUAACAGUAAUAAUGAUAAUGUGUUAUUUGAUAAGCGUAUUUCUAGACUUUCAAGGAAUCUAGAAAAGUGUAUUUCCUUGUGUUAUAUUUGGAGGGUUAUGAUAUUCUUUGUUAUACCUAUUAUUAAAGGUUUUAAUACUUAA
This is a messenger RNA of Oncorhynchus masou masou (cherry salmon), 3317 nucleotides long. Its product is annotated as zinc finger protein ZFMSA12A-like. The coding region runs from base 231 to 2543 and encodes 770 amino acids. The transcript has 9 exons. Lineage: Eukaryota; Metazoa; Chordata; Actinopteri; Salmoniformes; Salmonidae. The record is from RefSeq and is a predicted model, not a curated record.